This is a messenger RNA of Sodiomyces alkalinus F11, 2034 nucleotides long. RefSeq names its product glycosyl hydrolase. Bases 1 to 2034 code for a protein of 677 amino acids. The transcript is spliced from 9 exons. Gene Ontology annotation, molecular function: hydrolase activity, hydrolyzing O-glycosyl compounds. Lineage: Eukaryota; Fungi; Ascomycota; Sordariomycetes; Glomerellales; Plectosphaerellaceae. Gene Ontology annotation, biological process: carbohydrate metabolic process. The record is from RefSeq and is a predicted model, not a curated record.
AUGCCACCCCGCACCGACAAAGUCUCACCGGGAGAUAGCCCUCAUGGGGACUACCUACCCAUGGAAGACUAUGGUAUGAUUGGUAACAUGCAUACUUGUGCCCUUGUGGGUAUGAACGGCUCGGUAGACUUUAUGUGUUGGCCGGACUUCGACUCGCCCAGCGUCUUUUGUCGCCUCCUUGACAAAGACAAGGGAGGUUUCUUCAGCAUCUCCCCUCCCUCCCCAAUGCCUUGUGCCACCAAACAGCAAUACCUGCCCUCGUCCAAUAUCCUCCAAACCCGUUAUAUUCACGAUGAUGGAGUUGUCGAUGUCGUUGACUUCUUUCCGCGCCCUAAGACGGCCUCUGUCAUAACAAAGGGAGGGCCUCGGCAAACUUCUUUUCGCGAAACGUAUCGGAUCCAAGAGGAGCUGAAGAGGUGGCUCGUUCGCCGGGUCGAGUGUAUUCGCGGCGAGCUUGAGCUUGUCGUCGAGAUCUUCCCCGCUUUCCACUACGCCCUGGAGUCACACGUCACUACUUUGCUUCGAGCAGAACUAGGAGAUGAGAGCAAGGUCGCUACGUUCCGUAGCGCAAGCACCAAACUGCAGCUCGACGUAGUCGUCGAUCGCGGCGACGUGGAUGGCGGCGAAGAGCCCUACGUCUGUUUCCACACAGAAAAACGUAAUGGAAUGCUUGGUGAAGGACUUGUGGCACAUAUCAAAGUCCAGGAGGGCCAGGCAAUCUCCUUUGUCCUGCGAGAUGAUAUACCAAAUCAUGUGACAAAGAACAUCGGCACCGAAGUGCUCGAUCGGCAGCAGCACGAUACUCAGUCGUUCUGGUAUCACUGGAUCUCCCAGAGCACAUACAAGGGUCGAUGGCGAGAGGUUGUUCAGAGGAGUCUCCUGAUACUGAAGAUGUUGACGUACGAGCCUACCGGAGCCAUUCUUGCAGCUCCCACCUUCUCCGUUCCAGAAGCCAUUGGUGGUACAAGGAACUGGGACUACCGCUACUCUUGGGUUCGAGAUGCCAGCUUCACCAUCUACAUCCUCCUUCGCUUGGGCUAUUCACAAGAGGCUGAUGCCUACAUGCGCUUUAUCAAUGAGCGCCUCGAAAAGUCGUUGACCCCAGACGGAGGCCUGCCCAUCAUGUUCACGAUCCGUGGCGAGACAGACAUACCAGAGAUCGAGCUUGAUCACCUUGAGGGCUACAGGGGGAGCAGCCCAGUUCGCAUUGGUAACGGCGCGGCAUUCCAUCACCAGUUCGACAUCUAUGGGGAGCUCAUGGAUGGUAUCUACCUCUACAACAAGUACGGCAAGCCAGUCAGUUGGGACCAGUGGUGCGCCGUCAGGCGCAUGCUUGUCCUAGAUUACGUCUUGACUAUCAAAGACGAGCCCGAUAUGUCCAUCUGGGAAGUCCGGAACAACAAACAGCAUUUUGUCUACUCGAAAAUCAUGCUCUGGGUCGCCUUUGACCGCGGGUUGCGUCUGGCUGAGAAGCGUAACCUUCCCUGCCCCAAUCGCACCAAAUGGCUCGCGGCAAAAGAUGGUCUUAUGGAGGAGAUCAUGGAAAAAGGUAGGUACAACACGGAAAUGAAAUGUUUCGUCCAGAGCUACGAGAACAAUACCCUACUGGAUGCAUCCAUCCUCAUUGCGCCGCUCGUCUUCUUCGUCGCUCCGAACGACCCUCGUUUCCUCAACACCAUGGACCGAAUUCUACUACCUCUCGAGAAAGGUGGUCUGACAAGCGCGGGGUUGGUCCAUCGCUACGAUACGGAACUUGCAGACGACGGGGUCGGCGGCCACGAGGGCGCAUUCAGCAUGUGCACCUUCUGGUUAGUCGAAGCUUUGACGCGGGCUAGCGUCCACGAACCGCGCUACCGUGCGCGUGCUGUUAAUAUGUUCGAGAACGUCCUCAGCUUCUCCAAUCAUCUCUGCAUGUUCUCGGAGGAGAUUGCUCGCACUGGAGAACAGCUCGGGAACACGCCGCAGGCUUUCAGUCACCUGGCGCUCAUCAGCGCUGCGUUCAAUCUCGAUCGCGUGACCGAAGGCAAGCAUUAG